Molecule: messenger RNA, 948 nt
Organism: Exophiala oligosperma
Lineage: Eukaryota; Fungi; Ascomycota; Eurotiomycetes; Chaetothyriales; Herpotrichiellaceae
Exons: 5
Coding region: 1-948 (315 amino acids)
Molecular function (GO): oxidoreductase activity, acting on single donors with incorporation of molecular oxygen; zinc ion binding; ferrous iron binding
Source: RefSeq, a predicted model, not a curated record
AUGGGUCUAACACCGGUGCACUUCUUCUCCCAUGGGUCCACGCGUAUGCUAGAGGCCGAAACUGAAUCUGGGGACUAUUGGAGAAAAUGUGGUGAAGAGGCACUCGCUCAUGGUGUCAAGGGUGUCAUUUUGAUGGGUGCACACUGGGCAUGUUUAGGUGACAAGAUCGAAGUCGCAGCAAACCCGAACCCUGGUAAAAGCCCAUGUCCAUUCGUCGACCCGGCAUUGUACAAGGAUUGGAAACCCAACCCGGAUAUUGAUGGAGCAGAAAGAUGUAUCUCUAUGCUCGCAAAAGAAGGGUUCAAUGUCAGUGCAAACAGGGAGUUUGAAUGGAUUCAUGAUACAUUCAUGGUGUUGAUCAAAAUGUUUCCAGAUGCCAGUAAAUGUCCACCAACGACCAUUGUGUCAAUGAACGCUCGUUACGACCCAUGGUAUCAUGUGAAGGUCGGAGCCACCCUCCGUCCCUUACGGAAGGAAGGAUAUCUCCUUAUCGGCACUGGAGGAGCCGUCCACAACCUCUACCGUAACUACUGGACCGACAUGCUUUUGUACAGGGAGUCACUCGGACAAGAAAAACCCCCCGAGUCAUGGGCUUUGAAUUUCAGACAGGCCACAGAAGACGUCGUCACCAAGAACCGUGGGCCGGCACUCAGAAAGGCCAUGAUCAGGUUGAUGCAGCAUCCGGCGUACCGCGAGGCCCAAGCCACCGACGACCAUUGGAUGCCUGCUCUGUUCGCGGCCGGUGCGGCGGGUGAUUUUGAGGACGAGGCGGAACCGAACGUCCUCGCGGCAGAGACUUGGGAGUUGCGAAACAUGUGUAAUUCUCAGUUUACUUUUGGUACUUACACAAAUGCCAGUAGCAGUGCUGGCAAGGGGGAUAUGGGGUUGUCGUCAUCAGACAGGAAGAUCAGAGAUGCGAGACCAAGAAUGGUUACUGCUACGGCUUGA